UCCUCAUCUCUUUUUAUGCAGCUUACAGCCUGUCUUGGUAUUGGAAGAGAACUAAGCUAGAUCAUUCACUUUCUUUCACAGGAUCAUCUGAACAGUGUGUCACUUUCUGAUGGAUCCUUCCAACCCUGAGUAUUGUGAAUACUUCGAAGAAAUCCAUGGGAUUCCAAUAUAUAAAGAUUUUGCUAAAUAUUGGGAUAAUGUGGAAGCAUUCCAGGCAAGACCAGAUGAUAUUGUCAUUGCCACCUAUCCUAAAUCUGGUACCACCUGGGUCAGUGAAAUUGUAUACAUGAUCUAUAAGGAGGGUGAUGUGGCAAAGUGCAAAGAAGAAGCGAUUUUUGAUCGAGUACCUUACCUGGAAUGCAGAGACUGCGAUGACUUCUUAAAUGGAAUAAAAAAAUUAGAAGAGAUGGCAUCUCCUAGAAUAGUGAAGACUCAUCUGCCACCUGAACUUCUUCCAGUCUCAUUUUGGGAAAAGAACUGCAAGAUGAUCUGUGUUUGCCGGAAUCCAAAGGAUGUGGCUGUUUCUUUUUAUCAUUUUUUUCUAAUGGCAGCCGGUCAUCCAAAUCCUGGAUCUUUUCCAGAGUUUGUGGAGAACUUCAUGCAGGCACAAGUUCCUUAUGGUUCCUGGUAUAAACAUGUAAAAUCCUGGUGGGAAAAGAGAACUAAUCCACGUGUGUUAAUUCUUUUCUAUGAAGACAUGAAACAGGAUAUCAGAAAAGAGGUGAUGAAAUUGUUCCAGUUCCUCGAGAGGAAGCCAACAAAGGAGCUUAUGGACAAAAUUGCACAACAUACUUCAUUCCAGGAGAUGAAGGACAAUCCAUAUACCAAUUAUACAACACUACCAGAGGAAGUGAUGAACCAUAAAGUGUCGCCCUUCAUGAGAAAAGGGAUUAUAGGAGACUGGAAGAAUUACUUUACAGUGGCCCUGAAUGAAAGAUUUGAUAAACACUAUGAACAGCAAAUGAAGGGAUCUACAAUGAAGUUUAGAACUGAGAUUUAGAUAUGGCUUUCUUUUCUUAACAUAUCUAUGAUUAAAGAUGUCUUUUCAU
This is a messenger RNA of Lemur catta (Ring-tailed lemur), 1049 nucleotides long. Its product is annotated as sulfotransferase 1E1-like. Gene Ontology annotation, biological process: sulfation. The transcript has 8 exons. The record is from RefSeq and is a predicted model, not a curated record. Gene Ontology annotation, cellular component: cytoplasm. Bases 110 to 1000 code for a protein of 296 amino acids. NCBI's taxonomy places the organism in Eukaryota, Metazoa, Chordata, Mammalia, Primates, Lemuridae. Gene Ontology annotation, molecular function: sulfotransferase activity.